CAUUACAGUAUCUAUCUUUGCAUCGAGUGGUCAUAGGAAGAUAUAUUUUUUUUAUUUUAAUCGAAAAGUGUUAGUGCAAGAGCAAUGUCAUUAACAAAAACAUUUAUUUAUUUUGUAUUUUUCACUUACUGUCUUAUAAGUGUUAGUUGUGACUCGGAUUUGCAAUGUUAUGUAUGCACCGACUGUGAGUUUAAUUAUGAGGGUACGGCAACGACUUGUGAAGACAUUCUACUAACAACUGUUACACCUGACGAAUCAACAACUAAUAUAGGAGAAACAUACACGACAGACAAUGGAAAUAACGAUGAGACUACACAGCCAACAGAGACAACGGAUCCUUCUACGACCGAAGAAACCGCAUUCAAUGAAAUACCAGAAACCACAACUCAUAUAACAGCAUUAACCACUGAAAAUGCUGCAAACCUUAAACCGAAGACCACGAACCCGCCAAUAGAAACUUCUAGUAUCCCAGUAUCUACUGAAACAACCAGUAAUAAAUAUGUCAGUACAGAAUCUACAUUAAUACCUACAAUAACUGAAACCACUACAGAAAUUUCUACAACGGAAGUUUCCCCAACUAUCUCAACACUUUCGUCAACGAUAGGAGCUUUGGAUACGACUACCUUAGGUAUCAAUACCAAAACUACACAAACAGAAGGUCUAGAAAGUACUGUUAAACCUGUAAUUACUAGCACUCUUUCAGAAGCUGAAAUUUUUAUUACAACUACAGAACCUAGUGUGACUACAUCGAAAACGACUACCGUAGGUAGCACUACCAAAACUACACAAACAGAAGGUUUAGAAAGUACUGUUACACCUGUAAUUACUAGCACUCUUUCAGAAGCUGAAAUUUUUAUUACAACUACAGAACCCAGUGUGACUACAUCGAAAACGACUACCUUAGGUAGCACUACCAAAACUACACAAACAGAAGGUCUAGAAAGUACUGUUACACCUGUAAUUACUAGCACUCUUUCAGAAGCUGAAUUUUUUAUUACAACUACAGAACCCAGUGUGACUACAUCGAAAACGACUACCGUAGGUAGCAAUACCAAAACUACACAAACAGAAGGUCUAGAAAGUAGUGUAACGCCUGUUAUAACUAGCACUGCUGCAGAAAGUAGUAUUUCCACUACAGAACCCACUGUGACUACUUCGGGAGGAAGUAAGGAGACUUCAACCAUUAUCCCUUCUACUUUCAGUACUGUAGCUUUAGGACCUACUACAGACAAAUCUAUGACUACGUCUGUGAGCUUACCUUCAACGACAGACGCUUCGAGUACUACUUACAUGGGUACAGAAAGAUCGUUAGAAACCGGAGGACCAGAAACUUCUAUAUUACCAACUACCACCAAACCCUCAUCGCAAGCCGCUACAGAAUCUACUACGAAUGCUGAAUUAGGAUCUACAAUGGUUACAAAUUUAAUAGAUAACGAACCAAAUGUUAUGAUGAUCGAUGAUACUAAGAAGUACGGUUCGAGGUACAGGUUUAUAAGGGCUGCUCAAGCGAAGCAAGAUGCGAAACCUAAGCCCCGCUGUAUUGUUACUGCUUAUCAAGAACACAAUAAAACAAUAGUGGUGCGUGGCUGUUCAUUCGGAAAAGAAGAAGAGAAUUGCAACUCGGUGUUGGAUGGAAGAGUUAAGAUUAAUAAUAGCAAAUGUUUUGUCUGUAACACUAAUCUUUGUAAUUCAGCAUCAACUUCUAUCGUCUCUGCUUUUAUUGUAAUAGCAAUGAUUUUGAUUGUUCUCUAAGUUUUCAGCAAGUGAUUUUUACCGUAGGCGCCAUGAACG
Messenger RNA from Pieris napi, 1791 nucleotides. RefSeq names its product flocculation protein FLO11-like. The record is from RefSeq and is a predicted model, not a curated record. The coding region runs from base 85 to 1752 and encodes 555 amino acids. The transcript is spliced from 5 exons. NCBI's taxonomy places the organism in Eukaryota, Metazoa, Arthropoda, Insecta, Lepidoptera, Pieridae.